AUGGGAGGGGGAAGCCAAACGUUUGCCGCAGCAGGGAUUGAUUACCAUCAGGGCAAAGAUCACCCAUCUGAAUGGCGUUUCACCCCCGCCCCAAUUCCCUUCUGUCCGACUCUUGCAAGACCCCAUUGCCCCAGCACCUCUCAUCUGGCGCAGUCACCUCACUCACUCACAGCGACCCACAGGUAUCCCAGUGUUGCCCCUUCGUAUGGAUAUCACACCUCUCAGUCCAACGUCGGGGAUCCAGCAUUUCCACAGUCCAACGUCCCUCCAGCAUUUCAAGUUGCUCCAGCAUUUCCACAGUCCAUCAUUCCUCCAGCAUUUCAAGUCGCUCCAGCAUUUCAACCGUUGUCAACACAAGCCUCAGCGGUCGCAGACAGCCAAAAGCCAGGCCCUCCGGCCCUCGGCAGACCAAAGCCCUUCGACUAUUCACAGUAUUGGCCCAAGGUCGAAUCACAAAAUCAGAACAUGCCAAUCAAAAAACCCAGCGAUCAGAAACCGGCUCCUUCCUCAAAUUUCAAUUUCUCCUAUGCUCUUGGUAUCCAGGAAAAGCCGGACCCCCAGCCGCUUGGUCGAUUCAACCAGACCCUAGAAAAACAGCCACCCCCGCCGCCCCUUUGCUUGGGCCAAUCUGCUCACCAUGCAAAACAACCUCCUGCCCUGCCUCCUCGAUUCAGUCAGUUUCCGACCGGUCAACUCAGUCAAUCUGGUAUAACGCCAACCAGUCGAUUUGGUCAGCCUGACCUACAGAUAAAACCUCCGACCAGUCGAUUCGGUCAGCCUGACCUGCAGAUAAAACCUCCGACCAGUCGAUUCGGCCAGACUCCACUCCCGACUCUGGCCACUGGAACCCUCUUCAGACCUACCACUGAGCCCACAACCAACAACCCAUUCAUGGCAGCCAACUUUUGGGAUUCAAAACCGGCACCUCCACCACCACCACCUAAGUCUACCAAUCUAUGGGGCCUCAAGCCAAUCCUCAAAUCAAACCCUGUCCCAGCCCAAUCAGUCGCAAACCAUACCCCUCAUGACCACACUGCUAUUCGGGCUGAAAGUAAGUUUGAUCAAACAGCACAACUGCAAGCUUAUAAUUUCAACAUCCCUUCUCCACCCGCUUCCCCGGUUACUCCUGCUCCUGCUCUGCGUGACUCAAACGUUGAUGAUCUAUGCAACGCCGUUUCUCGCCUUCAAAUCUUCCGACCAAUUGCUCCAAUCCGGCGAAAAAAAGAGCCCGUCGAAUCCAAGCAUGUCCACUUCGCUGACAUAGCUGACACAGCCUCUUUUUUAUCUGAUGCACCGCAAAUAUUAGCCGAUUUCUUAGGUAACCAAACUAUCGAUCCUCAGCUUAUUUCGAAACCAACCCCUCCACGCCCGCCUGCACAACCACCCCAAGCUAGUAAUUCCAAGGCACCUGUGUCUUCCACACCGCCUGUCCUCUCGGCGCAGUCAGCCACACCUGUCGGACCCUUGCCUGCACACUCAGCGCCGGCCGCACCUACCAUUGCGCCCUUGCCUGCACACCAGCCCCAGUCUAUCCAAGAGCCCAGCACCUUGCCUGCACACUCAGCGCCGCCCGCCCCUACCAUUGCGCCCUUGCCUGUACACCAGCCCCAGUCUAUCCAAGCGCCCAGCACAGAGUCAGCACGGCCUGUCCUCGCGCCGCCCACGUCACAGCCGCCAGCCCCUGCUGUUGCGUACUCGCCUCACCUGUCACAAUCCGGAAUAGUAGCUCUACCCUACAAGUCAGCGCCACCCGCCCUUGUGGCUAAGGCAGCGCCUGCGCCUGGCUCCAAUUCAGUCACCCCUGCGUCUGAAUCAGUGGCGCCCGAAUCCGUCUAA
This is a messenger RNA of Puccinia graminis f. sp. tritici CRL 75-36-700-3, 1836 nucleotides long. RefSeq lists its product as uncharacterized. The transcript has 2 exons. The record is from RefSeq and is a predicted model, not a curated record. NCBI's taxonomy places the organism in Eukaryota, Fungi, Basidiomycota, Pucciniomycetes, Pucciniales, Pucciniaceae. The coding region runs from base 1 to 1836 and encodes 611 amino acids.